Molecule: messenger RNA, 4423 nt
Organism: Stegostoma tigrinum
Lineage: Eukaryota; Metazoa; Chordata; Chondrichthyes; Orectolobiformes; Stegostomatidae
Product: gastrula zinc finger protein XlCGF7.1-like
Exons: 2
Coding region: 481-1401 (306 amino acids)
Biological process (GO): regulation of transcription by RNA polymerase II
Molecular function (GO): DNA-binding transcription factor activity; RNA polymerase II cis-regulatory region sequence-specific DNA binding
Source: RefSeq, a predicted model, not a curated record
UUUCCAGAUCCAGGCCCUUGCCCAAAAAGCGGUUCCGGUUUAGUGGUCGCCAUCUUGACUGGGUUCCUAUCGUGAGUGGGGUUCGAACGGUCUCAGCUGGGUCCUAGCGCCAGGCGUGUAACCGUAAUUAACAAUGGGGUUUUUAGCAGCUUCACCCAUUCCCAGCCACAGCUGACCUAUGCAGCCUCGAGUUGCCAUGGGCCUUGGAUACAUUCAGUUGAGUGGCUGUGGCUGCAACUCCUGAUACGUAGAAGAGCUGAACUUCUCGUUUUGUGUCACUUCAGCCCUGAUUUCUCAUCUGUGGCUGCUCAACGUGGAGAAGAGUUGAGGAUUGGGAGAAGCUGAUUUGUGAAUGGCAAAUGCAAAGUAAACAUCACUAGUCAGGAUCUGAUUAUCAUCAGCUUUUCAAUGUGGAAAUAGAAAUGCUUGCCUCUUCUGUCUGUUGGGGAAAACUUCAUCGUGAGACACAGAAACACCCAAAUGAGAAUGUUACCGUGCACUGACUGUGUAAAGAGCUUUAACCAAUUACGAUGCCUGAAUAAGCAUUCCACCAUUCUCAACCCAGAGAAAUUACACGUUUUUUUAUGUAAAAGAGGUUUCAGCAAAUCAUCCAACCUGGAGAGACACAAAGACACCAGCACCAUGGACAAACCAUGGAAAUGUGAGUACUGUGGGAAGAGAUUCAGUUGGCCAUCCCAGCUGGAAAUACAUGGACGCACUCUCACGGGGGCCAGGCCGUUCACCUGCUCCAAGUGUGGAAGAGGAUUCAGAGAGUCAUCCAACCUGCUUGCUCACCAGCGGGUUCACACUAAUGACAGACCUUUUAAAUGUUCAGACUGUGGAAAGUGCUACAAAUGUUCUGGUGACCUGAUGUCCCAUAAACGUGUUCACACCAAUGAGAAACCUUUCAGGUGCUCUCACUGCAAGACUGGAGUCAGAAAAUCAUCUGAACUCUGUGUACAUCAGCGCACCCACACUGGGGAGAGGCCAUAUACCUGCUCUGCAUGCAGGAAGGGAUUCAUUAAUUCAUCCAACCUGUUGAGACACCAGCGAGUUCAUUCUGUGAAGAGAACUUUUAAAUGUUCUGACUGUGAGGAGACUUUUAAAAGUAGCAAUAACCUGCUGAGACACCAACGCACUCACACUGGAGAGAAGCCAUUCACCUGCUCUGUGUGUGGGAAAGCAUUUACACGAUCAUCGACCCUGGUCACACACCAGCGAAUUCACACUGGGGAGCGACCAUUCACCUGCUCCAUGUGUGUAAAGAAAUUCACAUGUGCAUCUCACCUUCUGAAACACCAACGCACUCAUACAGAGGACAGGCCAUUUACUUGCUCUGUUUGUGGGAAGGGAUUCACUGAGUCAUCCAAUCUGCUGCAACAUCAGCGAGUUCACAACUGACUGGGAGUCAGAUUCUGACAGUAUUGCUGCUGGUCAUUACAGCCAGGACUGAACUAGCAAGUUGAUCUUGAGGAGAGCAAGAAGUGCGUUCCAGCCAUUUUCUUCCAUGGCACAGAAAUCCUAGCCCUUGAUCAGAAAACCCUUUUACAAUUGUGUAUAAAGUCAGAAAUAACAAUGAUGAAAGCUGGAAAUGUGCUAUCAAAUCAAAAUUUAUGUAGAACGAUGACCUUUCCUGGCUGGAAGUUAAUGGGCACAUUUCUGCUUUCCCUACAUUAGUAAACACAAAACUGGAACAAAACCUUCCAUUGCUAAUAUGGCAUCUCUCAGCCUUCUCUUUUCCAAGGAAAAGAUCUUCAGGCUUUCCUAGUGAGUAUAACCUAUUCCUUCAUGUGAUAUUUGUGGUUGAACUUUUACUUUCCUAGCCUUUGCGAAUUACGACACAUUCAGAAAUGUUUCAGAUCUGAGGGGUUCAGAUUGGAAUAUUUAUAUUUACAUCAUUCUCUCUGUGUCUGUUGGCUUAACCACUUAACCAUAGGAGUUUGCUGUUAGUCUGUUGUCGAUCAACCAACAAGCAUUUAUUAGCGAAGCACAUUCCACUAAAAAAGAGAACCAAUUUUUCUCUUGCAUCUUUUAGAUCUUUCUGCUGUUUUAUCCCGCUAACAUUUUAAAUCAAACCCAUACACCUCAGUGAAUAGAGUUUAUAUUUUUAAAAAUGCGGAACUGAAUGUGUGCAUCAGUGACAGAGGAAAUACAAACAUAACUGCUGAGAAUGAGAAGAGCUCAGCAAAACAAACACCUGGAAAGUAAGGACAUCCCCAACUUGACUGUGAGCACACAGCUCAUGAAAGAUUAAAAAUAGAACAGAAUUAUUGAAUGAAACACCUCCCAGUACUCUGUGUACUUAACUAUCUAGUGAACUCUUAAUAUUUGCGAACUAUGCUUAGUCACUUAGAAGUGAAAAGUUUUAAAAGCUCAGUUAAUUAUCACUAAACAAUUGAGUAUUAAAACUCUAAGAAAUGGGAGAAUUUAAGAAAUAGCGGAAAACGCCAAUUAUAAUUUAUUUUCCCAUUAAUUUGGAAGGAUUGGGAAAGAAAUUUUUUUCCAACUCCCAUACCAAGUGUUCAUGACACUCUUGUUUAGUUGGAGGACUGAGCAUGAACAGCCGUUCCUCCAACCUUUUGGGGUGUCUGAGGAGUGGGACUGGAUCUGGAGCUCCCCUAUUGGCUGAAACUCUGCCUCACUUGGAAACUGUUUGUGAUUUUAAACCCUGUGCGGCUGGAGCAGACAUUUCAAAGCUUUGUUUACACUUUAAACCAGGCAGAUUGCCUGUGAUUGGCAUUGACCUGAAAAAUUAACCACCUAAUGGCUGAUGCCUAUAUUUUUUUGAGUUGAAACAGGUACGGCAUCUGUAUAUGUUUUGCCUGUCAACAAAUAACAGGGUCUUGUGUACUAACACACAUGGAUUCCAGUGCAUGCAAAUGGACCACACUGUGAGCUGGACUGACAACUCUAAAUUGAUUGUCAGUGUAAUUCUUAGCAAUUAGCAACUGUAAUUCAUAACUAUGAAAUACUUUGAAAAUGUUGUCAAAUUGCAGAAUUACAUCUAAUGCUGUCGUUUGCAUUUUACAAGCAUGGACUAGUUGAGUAUGGUCAGUACCUUGCCAUUGCAAACAUUCAAAAGGAAAUGCUGUUUGAUACGAUCAGCCAGUCUUUGGGAUUAUGGCAGACAUGCCUAGCAUCACACAUAUCCCAUAUUACACAUUUAUGUGAUUGGCAGAACAUUUUUUGGUUGGACAGCAGCAUUCCAGUACUGUUGAACACCAAUCCUGUAAUUCUGAAUGGCAGUAGCAGUUUGAAUCAGCUGGUUUCAUUUAAUGCUCAAAAAUUUAAGAUACCUUGCCAUUUCAGAGUAAUCUGAGGUACACAGGGCACUUCUGAGUUUGGAAUGUGAUAGCUUCUCGUUUGUCAUUUGGUGUAAGUUUGGAAAGAGAUUCACUCACUCAUCCAAUCUGCUAAGAUACCAGCCAAUUCACAAGUUACUUGCGUGACAGAGAUUUGCUGCUAAGCACAUUUGGAGAUGAACAGUGUUCAUUGAGGUCUGUUUCUGAUAAUAUUGGAUAAAUCUCAUCCCAGUUAUAGGGAUUAAUAUCCUCAAUAAAAGUCAAAUCAUUCAAAUAUGUUAAACAUACAGUGUGUUUAAACUGCUUCUACAAUUGUAGUACAAUUGAUUUGCUGUCAACACAAGGCCUAUCUGCUCUAGUAGUGCAAGAAGUGAUUGGGAAAGGUUUUCCAGUUGGUUACUUUUCAGACCUAGUCAACCCCAUAGAUUGACAAAUACCUCCGUGUACUCAACAUAUGUUCAGUAUUCACUGUUUAUUUCAGGACAGAGUACCUCAAAGUUUAAUUCAGUAAAUCUUCACAUCCCAUAUCCUGUCAUGACAUUAUUAACGUGGGGCCAAGUUAACUCAGAAAUAAUGCAACAGCGGAAGAAAUGCAACAUUUGUACAUCUCUAAACACUUAAACUCCAGUCAGAUGGUUGACAGGGAGCUGUUGAUAUGGUCAAGAUCACUGUCUUGCCUGCCGCGCUCAUCAUCAAGCUCUCCACUCCUGUUCACUCUCUUGUCACUGCUCAAGACAAUUUGGCCAAAUCAGAUUGUUCCCAUGACUGGGAUCCCACUCCCUUUCGCUACUCAUCAGACUCAGGAUCAUCAGAUCUGUUUCUUCAACCCUCCAAAAAACCUCCGCAUGGUCCCUGGUACAGGCAGUGGAAAAGAUUGUGUUACACAUUUUAAUACACCAGGGACAACCACCCAAUCCUUAUAUUAUUUAUGGACCGUAAAGUAACAUUUAAACCAUUAAAAGGAGCUCACCGGUGAGACCAAACAGGAAAGUCCACAUGAUAAAAUUAAAGAUCAAAGUACAGGGGAUCUAGGAUAACUUGAUAAGUUGGAUACAAAAUUGGCUGACUGAUGAGACAGUGGGUGAUGGGAGGAGGCUGUUUGUGUGACUGGAGGCCAGUGU